This is a messenger RNA of Syngnathoides biaculeatus (alligator pipefish), 1918 nucleotides long. It is a transcript of the gene ddt, whose product is annotated as D-dopachrome tautomerase. Lineage: Eukaryota; Metazoa; Chordata; Actinopteri; Syngnathiformes; Syngnathidae. The record is from RefSeq and is a predicted model, not a curated record. Bases 363 to 761 code for a protein of 132 amino acids. The transcript is spliced from 5 exons. Gene Ontology annotation, molecular function: phenylpyruvate tautomerase activity.
CCACCAAUCUGUGCUCACGAUUUACUACAAUGUCUGAAAUUAAACCUAUGGCUCCCUAGGAUUUCCAGCUAGCAACGCUAGCUCUUAGUCGUAGCAUCAUCUGUUUCUGUUUCUGGUUGCGACUAAGAGACUUUUUCCAUAACCUUAGUCUCUGCUCAGUGAGAAUUCGCGUUUCAUACCUUGACUACUGAUAACUUUAGGCAUUUUGAAGAACUAACAUCUUUGUUCACCUCAGGUCUGUUUGAGCAACCCACGGCACCACAAAAAGAGUGCUGCAUGGAGAUUGCUACACUGCCAACAAAAACACUUGUACUGAGUGGACAGGACGUCUUCGAUCAGUCGUUUCCCGCAAAAGGAAAAAUAUGCCAUUUGUUGACUUGCAGAGCAAUUUACCAGCAAACUCAUUCCCCGAAGAGUUUCUGAAAAAGAUGUGCUCAUUUGUAGCGUCCAUUUUGGGAAAGCCAGUUGACAGAAUGCACUUGAUUGUGAAGCCGGGGUUACCAAUGAUAUUAGCGGGGUCCUGCUCUCCCUGUGUGGUGAUGUCGAUAUCAGCUAUUGGUGUAACUGACACUGCCGACAAGAAUAAGGACCACAGUGCCAAGCUUUUUGAGUUUCUAACCCGAGAGCUUACUCUGACUGAAGACAGGAUUGCCCUUCAGUUCUACAAUUUGCAACCUCACCAGGGUUAUCCUCAAACUGGUCACGGGAGUGCUGGAGCCUAUCCCAGCAAACUUCAGGCAGGAGCCAGAGUACUCCCUUAACUGGUUGCCAGCAAACAACCAUCUGCAGUCAUAUUCACAGCAAGAUAAAUUUAGGGUCUUCAAUGACUUUACCAUGCACAUUUUUGGGAUCUGGGAGGAAACCGGAGUGACCUGUGAAAACCCACGCUGGCACGGGGAGAACUCUAGACAGGCGGAUUUGGAAUUUGAUACCCGGUACUCAGAACUGUGAGGUAGCAAAGCAAACUACGGCCCGCGAGACACAUCUGGCCCGUUGACCAUUUUAAUCCGGCCCGCCAAAGAUUUGUACAGAAUUGCCCAAAUCAUAUCAAAAUCAUGGCUACCUUUGUUGGGCAGUCUGAAAGGCAAAUGGUUCCACCAUGUUGUUUGUGCUGAUAUGUCCACUUGUUCCACCAAGCAGUAUAUCCAGCGAUGCAUUGAGUUGACUUGGGGGUUCUGUUUCAACUCUCUCUCUCUCUAUCUGUUAAGAGUCUAUAGAGAAAUGUACUUGGAAUAUUGCGCUUACAGUAUCUAUGUUUAGGUACUUAGUGUACUGUGUUGUCAUGUCAAUUCUGCACUAAGUUGCUGAUUUAACACUAUUAGUUCAUGUUGAUGUAACUACACUAUAACUAAUGUGGCAUACAUUGCCAAGUUAUGGAUACAGUUAAGCUAAUGCUGUUUUUCUUGUGAAUAAGUGAUAUUCCUGCCACUUGGAAACUGCUGUUCUGAGAAUUGCCAUAACAAAACCAACACCAGACUUUGACGCACUGGCAAAAAAUAAAAAGUGAUCAACAAAUAAAAUAGUUCCGUUAUAAAUAAAUCUAAGUAUUAACACUUUAAGUGUGUCUUAUACCCAUAUUUAGUCAUGACUGUAUUUGAAUUUCCUCAUGUCCUCAGUGGAGCCAGAUGUGUCCUUGAGUGACAUCUGCGUCUCUGCACGUAGGCUAACCUUGCUGAACUGUAUAGUGGACACUUUUUGUAAUAAACCAUUGCCAGCUAGAACCAGUUGAGAUAGAAACCCUUUGUCUAAGUGGAAAUCCCCGAUCUCAUGCCACAGGUUUGAUACCACCCAUGGUCUGCCCUUCUGACAAAAUAAAAGAUGUCUGCUUUCUCUGUACCUUCGCACUUGUGAUCAGCCACUGUCUUUAACUCAUAAGUGCCCGGAAUAUUCUGUAAGUAAAAAAACUUUGAAGAAAUUG